AAACAUGGUCUCCUUCACAAAGAUGUUCAGAGAAUUGUUGGAGUUGAAUUCUUAGUGAAUUGAUAUAACUUAGAUAUCAUGGACCAUUACAGACAUUAAUCUUGUAUAAACAUUCAUUCCUACCUCUUUUCUGCUCACAGCUCUUGGGUGUUUUCAUUUGGUUUGGAGUGAUUCCCCCUCACACGACUGUCGACUUUGAUGAGCUACGUCCCCCCAACCCUGAGUAUGCUCGUGGGAUCCUGAAAUGUGAUAUGUCAGAUCUGUCUCUGAUUGGCUGUCUGAGCUACAGUAUGGUGCUGAUGGUCACAUGUACAGUCUAUGCCAUUAAGAGCAGAGGGGUUCCUGAGACCUUCAAUGAGGCCAAACCCAUCGGCUUCACCAUGUACACCACCUGUAUCAUCUGGCUGGCCUUUGUGCCCAUAUUUUUUGGCACAUCACAAUCCACAGAAAAGAUGUUCAUUCAGACCACCACGCUGACCGUGUCCAUGAGUUUGAGCGCCACGGUGUCCCUGGGCAUGUUGUACAUCCCCAAAGUCUAUGUCAUCAUCUUCCACCCAGAGCAGAAUGUUCAGAAGCGCAAGCGCAGCUUCAAAGCCGUGGUCCAGGCAGCCACCGUUUCCACUCAUCUCUCACAGGCGACAAGCGACAAGCAGAACGGAGAGACCAAAGCUGAACCAGAUAGAUCCCAAUAA
Molecule: messenger RNA, 692 nt
Organism: Sinocyclocheilus anshuiensis
Lineage: Eukaryota; Metazoa; Chordata; Actinopteri; Cypriniformes; Cyprinidae
Product: metabotropic glutamate receptor 8-like
Exons: 2
Coding region: 252-692 (146 amino acids)
Biological process (GO): G protein-coupled receptor signaling pathway
Cellular component (GO): membrane
Molecular function (GO): G protein-coupled receptor activity
Source: RefSeq, a predicted model, not a curated record